AUGGCUUGCUUAGCAGCCUUUCGACAUCAGCCUAUUCUUUGUUCUCCGGUUUACAGAUUCACUUGUCGCUCGCUUGUGUGCCUAGAAGUCUCACAGCGCGUUGCAUAUAUAUUCCUCCCAGCGCAUCCUCUUCCCAAGCUCCAUAUCGCACACUCCUCCAAACGCGACUCCACAAGAACAAUUACUUCAACCAAUCUCAAAAUCACCCACAUCCACAACGACAUGACAGCCACACCCGCCUCUACUCCCGAACCCGAAUACUCUGCACCAGCCACCGACAGUUCCGCCACAACAACGAUGCCUACUCGUUCUUCCCAAGAAUACCAGUUCCUUCCUAGUGUUUUCAUCAUCAAAUACGGCAAGUCGCAGGAUUCGAUAAUGCCACACCAUCUAGUCCCGGGGACUGACCGUGCCUCGUUAACAGUUGAACAUCUGUCACUGCUCAACUUCUGGCGCUUCCUUAGUCGAGAAUUCGGAGCAAAGCCCGCCACUCAUCGCCUGCUGGCAUACGUGCCAGGUGAAUGUGGCGGCCCAGAGCAGAUGGUGGACAUGAAGAACCGACGUAUUUGGCUUUCCCAGCUCCAACAUUGCCACAAUGCUGGCUGGAAUAGUGUUGUUUUUCUCAUUCAAGAACGACAAGUGGGCGAUGACGAUGUAGCAGAGAUCAUCUUGGAGGACGAUGAUGCGCAGCGGAAAUCCUGGAUCCGUGUGCUUGGAUGGCGGUUCGUGCCUCCCAUCGUGUUCGUGGUGCUUGCGAGCAUGGUCGGGCAAUAUGCAUCUGCAUCUGGAUGA
Molecule: messenger RNA, 792 nt
Organism: Parastagonospora nodorum SN15
Lineage: Eukaryota; Fungi; Ascomycota; Dothideomycetes; Pleosporales; Phaeosphaeriaceae
Exons: 2
Coding region: 1-792 (263 amino acids)
Source: RefSeq, a predicted model, not a curated record